CUGGAGAGAAUACAGCGCAUCACACCAACCAAUGGAGGGGAGACAGAAGUCACAUGAUCAGCUACUUCCCUACAGGGAACACUAGGUGCCACAUACAGUCCCGGGCACCCACACUGCUGUAUUCCUUGUUACAGACUGAGGACAUGAGAUGAACACUGGAAGAAGGAGAGUUGUGGGGGAGACAUGAUGGAGCGCUACAGGCACUUACACAGGAUCAUUCUCAUGGUUGUUCUGCAAGGGGGGUUCCCAGGUUCGUACAGUCAGGAUUGGGCCAUUACCCUCCCUGAAUCCAUCAGAGCAUUGAGAGGAUCCUGUGUGGAGAUUCCCUGCACAUUCACCCGCCCCAGGGGCAACAAGGACUUCCGUCUGGUUUGGUACAAGGAAAAACUUCUCUUUGACAAUAUAAUAUUCAGCCAAUGGGAUCCCUCUGAUGUGAGUGAGGGUUACAGAGGCCGCACUUCCCUGGUCGGCAAUGAGCCAAACAACUGCUCCCUGAGGAUUAUUGGUGUGCAAGAAAGUAGGAUUUAUUUUCCCUAUAUACAUGGGAACUGUUAUUUCUCUCUCACUACUAAUCCUCCAUGUCAGACAGUGCAGGUUACAGUCUCAGAUGUUCCCAAUGAGCCAGCAAUACAGAUACCCACAGAUCUAACUGAGGGGGAACGUACCCCCAUCUCCUGCUCUGUAGAACACACGUGCCCCCCCAGGCCCCCUACUCUACAGUGGAACAGAGCUGGGUAUAAUACUACAUACAAUCAGAAAAGACUUAAGGAUGGAGUAUGGAAAGCUGAGACUGUAAUGGAAUAUCUCCCCUCCUACCGGGAUCAUGGGGCUGAACUUAUAUGUGAAGCUACGUAUCCAAAUGGGCUCAGAUCCCAACGCUGGGUCACUUUAAACAUAAGAUCUGCACCGACAGGAGAGGGACUGCCCACGAGGACUUUACGCGGGGGCGGAGCUGUUGCUGUAUUGGUCAUACUAUUGGCUCUGGCUCUUUAUUUAUUCCUAAGACACAGAAAGUCACAGAAAGGGGGAGAGUCAGGAGGCCGGGGAGCGGAGGCCAAUGUUCAGAAUCCCCAGGCCACGGAGAGUCCCUACAUUAAUGUACAGAUAAAAGACACAGCCAUGUAUGAAGAUAUGAAGCCUGCUGAGAGUCCCUACACUGCCCUACAGACAAGAGACACGGCCGUGUAUUAUGGAAUCAAGAAUUCCCAGCCCACUGAGAGUCCCUACACUGCCCUACAGACAAGAGACACGGCCGUGUAUUAUAUAAUCAAGAAUCCCCAGGCCUCUGAGAGUCCCUACAUUAACCUACAGACAAGAGACACACAUGUGUUCAAAGAAAGGAAGCCACAAAUCCAUCAGCAGAACAGAUCCAAAUGAGCGCAACAAGGGGAGGCCGACCAUUGAGCUGAGCGCAUGGAAAACACAAAGCUCUGAGCUACCAACCCAUUAGCUUCCUGCUGAUUAUUAGGCUAAAAACACAUUUGCAAAUAUUUCUGCAUAAUAAAACCUUCACCCUCCAUCAAUAGCUUUAUUCAAGUAAUGAGCAGAGGAACAGCACAUCUGCUGCCUGCUAUGGCCUUAGGGAGUUUAGAGCUCAGACUAGUUGCUCACACUCACUGGCAUAACUAGUGUGUACAGGUAUGGGA
Xenopus tropicalis (tropical clawed frog) is the source of this 1646-nucleotide messenger RNA. Its product is annotated as sialic acid-binding Ig-like lectin 12. The record is from RefSeq and is a predicted model, not a curated record. The coding region runs from base 184 to 1377 and encodes 397 amino acids. Lineage: Eukaryota; Metazoa; Chordata; Amphibia; Anura; Pipidae. The transcript is spliced from 11 exons.